Molecule: messenger RNA, 558 nt
Organism: Hansenula ciferrii
Lineage: Eukaryota; Fungi; Ascomycota; Saccharomycetes; Phaffomycetales; Wickerhamomycetaceae
Exons: 1
Coding region: 1-558 (185 amino acids)
Biological process (GO): fungal-type cell wall organization
Cellular component (GO): fungal-type cell wall
Molecular function (GO): structural constituent of cell wall
Source: RefSeq, a predicted model, not a curated record
AUGAAAUUCUCAUCGGUCUUCACUUCAGCUGUUUUAGCAGCUUCAGUUCAAUCAGCAACUUUACCAGCUGAUCAAUCAAGUUUCACCACAUUAACUCCAACUGCUUCAGCUCCUUCAGGUGCUGCAACUGAUUUAGAUUCAACUUUUGGUAUUGGUGUUGUUACUGUUGACCCAGCUGCUGCUCAAGCUUCAGGUACUUCAAACUCCAAGAGAGAUGACGGUAAUCCUCAAGCUGAUCCAAAAUCUUAUAUUAAACAAACUACUCAAAAACAAGAUGGUACUUUAUCAAUUAAAUUAGAAAAAUCUGUUUUACAAGAUUCAAAUGGUAGAAUUGGUUCAAUUGUUUCAAACAGACAAUUCCAAUUUGAUGGUCCACCACCACAAGAAGGUGCUAUUUAUGCUGCUGGUUGGUCAAUCACCCCAUCUGGUGUUUUAGCUUUAGGUGAACAAAGUGUUUUCUAUCAAUGUUUAUCAGGUAACUUCUACAACUUAUAUGACCAAAGCGUUGCUGAUCAAUGUCAUCCAAUUAACUUACAAGUUGUUGGUUUCACAAAUUAA